Molecule: messenger RNA, 1263 nt
Organism: Fusarium mangiferae
Lineage: Eukaryota; Fungi; Ascomycota; Sordariomycetes; Hypocreales; Nectriaceae
Exons: 4
Coding region: 1-1263 (420 amino acids)
Source: RefSeq, a predicted model, not a curated record
AUGGCUGGCCCUCGAAGAUCCAAGCGGCUGGAGUCUUGCAGUAAACCUGGCCAAGACAAAGACGCCAAGAUCGCAAGAGUGUCAAAAGAUCAGCAAGAGGCGGUUCCAGGACAGAACACAAAGAUGGGAGAGAGCGCCGUGCAAGGACCUUCGGACUCAGGGGUCGACAGAACUUGGCCGAAAGAUGCAUCGCCGACAGAUGCAGAGAGAGAACUUUGGGGCAAACCAUUGUCAAAAGAAGAAAUGCAGGUGAACUACCCUGCCAUCGCUGAACAAAAUAGGCUGAGGAACGAUGGCCUUGAAGAAUUCCGACGGGCUAUUCAGCGUGAUGCUGGUUUGGGCUACCUACAACACGCUCUUCACGAUGAAUGGGGUCCCUUCAAUGGUCUCAUUGUCGGGUUCACAGAGGAAGCUGGUUUCGGGGAUCUUUCCUGGGAUAGACUUGAUGAGGCUGUUCAGCAAAGGUUCAUCGGAUAUUCGCCCUGUGCCCAACAGCUCUUCGAGACACCUGUUGUGCGCCAGUUUAUGUUCCAACGGUGGAUCUGGGAGAUCAUUGAUGAGUGCUUUUUCACUGGCAAGAGUCAGGAUAUUGAGUGGACAUCGCCGUAUUGGGAAGCUCAAGCUGCAAUGGAACGCUUCUUGCGAGAGAAAAACUUCCGUUACGACGAACAAGACCUGCGUUUCCAGUACCCCAACUGGCGAUUCACCACAAUCAAUUUCUAUUACUCCCUUGGGCUACGCGACAAUGACAAUCGGAUAGGAUAUUUGAUCAAUGAAAUCAGGAUUGAGCCGAGAUGCGUGACCAAGAUCUUGAAGAAAGCGCUUGGCCAAUACUUCCCUGAGAAUCCUAGCCCCUUGUUGGAAAAGGAUAUCUCAACUCUUGUAAAGUUGAUCGCCGAGUUCGAGUUAAUCUUGGACAGUGGUCGCCAUACUCCUCGGCUUGUCUUCCAUGACCCCAAUACCAACAAGGCAUGUGGAUUUCCAUUUUCAGCCAGAGCCGAGGGAUUAGGCACUAAAGUCGUGAUGGAAUCAGUUGGCCUCCAUGACGAAGCCCUAUGCAAUGGUCUACCUGUCGAACUGGUUGUGUCGCCUAUGCUGGUGCUUUAUGGGCAUAAAGAUGGAUGGGAUUACCACGUUCCCCAGGACGAGAUUGAGACGGAGGAGGAUGUAAAGGGGGGCGGAGAAGAGGAGGUGGAGAUCAUCAAGGAUAAAGAGGUCGGCAAGGGGGACGGGGAUGAGAAGAAGAUCGAGGACGAGGAGUAA